Messenger RNA from Striga hermonthica, 794 nucleotides. The record is from the annotation of a GenBank genome assembly. NCBI's taxonomy places the organism in Eukaryota, Viridiplantae, Streptophyta, Magnoliopsida, Lamiales, Orobanchaceae.
GAGAAGGUUCCUGCUGAAACUAAAACAUCGGUGUCCUCCGAUGGGAAAUCGUCAACUAACAAAGUACUGGUUGAAAAACCAAGGAGUAUCUGGACUGAUGAUGAAAAGCAAGCAGAAGAGGCUAACUUUCGAGCUUUAUAUGCUAUCAUGUCUGUUGUAGAUCCCACUCGGCACAAGAUAAUAAUUCAGUGCACUACCUCUCAAGAAGCUUGGAGGAUCUUGGAAAGACAAUUUGAGGGCACAAACGCUGUUAAAACAUCAAAGCUCCAAAGAGUCUCAACUGAGCUCGAUGAGAUCCGUAUGAGGGAGGAUGGAACCAUUGACAUGUACUAUGCUCGGUUCUGCAACUUGGUUAAUCAAAGUGCAAUACUUGGUGAGCCGGUUCCAGAAGCUAGGCAAGUGCAGAAACUUAUGAGAACUCUACCGGAUAGGUUUGGGAUUAAAAUUACACCACCAGAAAGUUUUCAGAGGAUUCAUAAACUGGGCAUUGAUGAUCUUCUCAGCGAACUUCGCACCUUUGAAAUCAACCAUGGCUUUGACUCUAUGAGGAUAAGCAAAGGGAAAGGGCUAGCUUUAAAGGCCAAGGUUCGUACUGCAGUUGCUGAAGAUGAUGAAUCCGAUGAAGAAUCUUUUGAUGCGGAUGAAAUUACGAAGGCUCUCACCGUGCUCACUAAGAAUGUCUCAAAGCUGAAGAAAUUUCAGAGAAAGAGAUUCCAGGGCAACAGGUCCUUUGAAGGUGGUAGGAACCAAAUUCAGCAAUUUGGAGAAAAGCGGUCUGGCAUGCAGCUGAACAA